Messenger RNA from Neurospora crassa OR74A, 2774 nucleotides. RefSeq lists its product as hypothetical. Lineage: Eukaryota; Fungi; Ascomycota; Sordariomycetes; Sordariales; Sordariaceae. The record is from RefSeq and is a predicted model, not a curated record. Bases 117 to 2774 code for a protein of 885 amino acids. Gene Ontology annotation, biological process: transmembrane transport. Gene Ontology annotation, molecular function: oligopeptide transmembrane transporter activity. The transcript has 5 exons.
AAUGUGCAUAUCACGCUGCUCAUGUGGCUUGCUCGUCGAACGUACAGACCAGCAGACAAAUUUAAGUUGUGGUCAACAAAGUCGCGGAACUCUAAUGAGCUGUCGCUACAACCACCAUGCAGCCCCCAAGCCCAACCGUUGAGAUCGCCGAGGAUGUCGACGGCGGCACUACCCAACGACGCGUGUCGAGUCAUGACCCAGAAAAGAUCCAGUCGAGCGCCGGCACAACCCACAAGUUCAGCGAACAGAUCCCACAUGAGAUGCUCGAAGAACUGGCUCCCAACGGGGAGAGCGACUACAUCUGCGAAAAGGUCGACAACAUGAGCGAGGAUGAGGCCAUCGCCAUCGUUCAGGAAUCCGUGAGGUUCCAUGCCGACGACUGGAACUUCCCCUCGGAAAUGCGAGAGCGUAUGAAGCGCCUGCUCGAAGGCCCCAAAGCGUAUGGGGAGUUUUACGACCGGGACCUGCGAAUCGAUGCCACUCUGAUGCGCUACUCGUCUCCUUAUCCCGGGGUUUGCGCGGUCCAAGAGUUGAAAGAUGACCCGACUGUGCCGAUUGAGACUAUCAGGGCAUACUUCCUAGGCGUGGCGUGGGCGGUCAUUGGAACCUUCAUGUCGACCUUUUUUAACAGCAGAUUUCCGUCUAUAGGUCUUAGUGGGUCGGUCAUCCAGAUCUUGUUAUUUCCAUGUGCCAAGUUCCUGGAAUGGGUGCUCCCCGAUUGGGGCAUAACGGUCUGGGGUGUUCGUCACUCGCUCAACCCGGGACCGUGGACGUUCAAGGAGCAGAUGUUUUCCACGAUUUGCUACAAUAUUGCCAUCUACACCACCAACUCAUAUGGAAUGAUUUUGGUGCAAAGGCUGGACGGCUACUACGGGCUGAAAUUUGUCAACUUUGGAUACCAACUGAUGUUAACGCUUUUUGUCCAACUCAUGGGCAUGGGAUUUGCCGGAUAUCUACGGAGGUUCAGUGUUUACCCGGUCAAGGCGCUAUGGCCGACAAUCCUUCCCACAAUCGCCAUGAACCGAGCUCUGACAAGACCCGAACCGAAAGAAAACAUUUACGGAUGGACCAUUUCCCGUUACCGCUUCUUUUAUAUAUGUACCCUGACUAUGGCUAUAUACUACUGGUUUCCAGGCUAUCUGUUCACUGCGCUUUCAACGUUCAACUGGAUGACAUGGAUAGCCCCAGAUUCCGUUGUCCUCUCCCUUUUGACCGGCUCAAUCACAGGUUUGGGAUUGUUCAACCCCAUCACUACGUUUGACUGGAACGUUGCCACGAGCUCGUAUGCCGCACUAUCCCAGCCUUUCUUCGCCACUUGCACCAUGUACUUUGGUGGUAUUCUCGGCGGUCUCAUCAUUCUGGGCAUAUACUACAAGAACAUGAACUAUACAGCUUUUCUGCCCAUCAACUCCAGCUCAGCCUUUGCCAACGAUGGGACGCCGUAUCAGGUCCAGAAGGUGGUGGUCAACAACCAACUGGACCAAACCAAGUACCAGAACUAUUCACCACCAUUUUACUCGGCUGGAUAUAUCCUGACUGUUGGGGCGAACUUUUGCUUCUAUCCAGUCUACUUUUUCUACAUCAUGGUCAACCAAUGGAAGACUAUUGGCCAAGCCUAUGUUGAUUUCUACCAUGGGUUGCGUUACGGAAAGGGCAACUAUGAGAACGCAAUGGAUAUCCACAGCAGACUUAUGGCUCAGUACCCCGAGGUUCCGGAUUGGUGGUUCCUCAUCAUCCUGGUGGGCGCCAUUGUCGUAUCCGUCCUCUUUCUCAAGAUUUAUCCGCUCGAUACCCCGAUCUGGCUCGUGUUUCUCGUGAUUGGGAUCAACCUAGUGUUUGCCGUGCCGUUAUCGUUCCUCUCGGCAACGACUGGCACGAACCUCGGUCUGGGUGCAUUGAUCCAGGUGAUUACCGGAUUCUUGCUACCUGGCAAUACCAACGCCUUUCUGUUUGCGCAGACACUAGGGUCCUGGGCUCUCGCGGGGUAUGGUGACAACAUGGUCCAAGACCUGAAGAUGGGACACUAUGUGCGAAUUCCGCCUAGAGCCGUGUUUCGAAGUCAAAUCGGGACCAUCAUCAUUACCGUCUUUGUCGCAGUCGGGACCCAAGACUUUAUCAUGACCAACGUCAAGGGGCUUUGCACCCCCAACCAGCCUUCCCGCUUUACCUGCGCCAACGACGGGAACCCCCUCUACGCCAGCUCUCUCAUGUGGGGCCUUCUCGGGUCGGACCGCAUGUUCAACUCCCUUUACCCGCUGUUCAAGUGGUGCUUCCUCAUCGGAACUUGCAUCGCCCUGGUCUUCCUCUUUGGACAGACCUACGGCCCCCGCUACCUCCCCGGCGUCAAAGACCAGCUCCGCCAGCGUCUCUCUCGCCGGAUGUUCUCCCUGCUGGACCGCACAUUGUUCCCUUUUGUGGCGUCCCUCCUCUGGCUGAACCCUAUCCUCGUCAUCCAGGGCGUGCAGCACUGGGCGCCGAGUAACAUGAGUUACAAGACGCCCGGGUUCAUUUUGUCGUACGUGUUUAUGUACUGGAUGCCGAAGCACCGGUUGGCGUGGUGGGAAAAGUACAAUUACGUCUUGUCGGCGGCCUUGACGGCUGGGGUGGCGGUCAGCGGGCUGAUUAUCUUUUUUGCGGUCGGGUAUAAUCCGAAGAAGCUGGAGUGGUGGGGGAACACGGUGAGUGGGGCGGGGGUGGACGGGAGAGGGACGGGCGUCUUGGAGAUUCCGAAGGAUAGAGGGUAUUUUGGGCCGGAGAAGGGGACGUUUCCUUAG